This is a messenger RNA of Symbiodinium necroappetens, 888 nucleotides long. NCBI's taxonomy places the organism in Eukaryota, Dinophyceae, Suessiales, Symbiodiniaceae. The record is from the annotation of a GenBank genome assembly.
AUGGAUAGCAGCAGCACCAGAGACUUCGAGGACGAGUUCCCUUCCGGCUGGUCCUGGGAGCGCUUCACGGUGGUGGAUGCUGGAAACGGGAAGAUCGCCCUGCACAGCAGCAUUCACAAUUGCUUUGUAAAGAUGACUUCAUCGGGCGAUAUGAUGGCCAGCCCGGCCUACGCCGCCAACGAGAUGCCAAGUCAUUGGUAUAACGAGCUCUUCACAGCGGUUUACGUGGGAGAUGGCGAGAUUGGGCUCUAUAGCAACCAUCACGGCCGUUACAUCCGACUGAGCAGCAGCGGCCACUGCGACGCCGGCACCGAACAUAGUGCCGCUGGCAUUCCCGACGGAUGGACCUGGGAGCGAUUUAGGGUGAAGGAGUUGCAGCCUUACUUGAAGCCAGGCACCAUCGUUGCCCUCCACAACUCCAAGUGGAACCGAUUCCUGCGCAUGAACAGUGGCGCCGACAUGGAUGAAAGCAGCGAAAGGGCAGCCGACGACCUUCCUCUCACUUGGAGCUGGGAACGCUUUCUGGUCGUGGAUGCGGGGUACGGCCAGGUGGCGCUGCACAGUGCAGAGUGGAAUCGCUUCGUAAAGAUGGAUGGCAGUGACAUGCUGGCCAGCAGUACGAAGAAUGCAGACGCCCUGCCGGACACCUGGACCCACGAGAGAUUUGCCGUGGUGCCUGCCGGCGAUGGGGAAAUCGCCCUCCACUGCACCCAUCACAAUCGCUUCAUUCGCAUGAACUCGGACAACGUCGACGCCAGCAGCAGCAGGGCAGCCGAGGACCUGCCUAGCAGCUGGACGCACGAACGGUUUCGGAUUGUAGUGACGUACGACCCCGACACGUCCUCCGAUAGUUCUGGAGAUUCCAGCUGGUCCUUCCAAGCACGAUAG